CGCGCGGACGGCGCAUGCGCUCCGGCAGUGGCCCGUGCACUGGGCCGAGGGCGGGCUGGCGGCGCUGCAGGAGGCCACCGGGCUGCCCUGCUGGGCCGCCAUCGCCGGCGGGGCCGCCUUGCUGCGCACCGCCGUGACCCUGCCGCUGGCCGCGCAGCAGGGGCGGCUGCUCGCCAAGCUAGCUGGAAAACCUGCAGCCUGAGAUCAAGGAGCUUGCCCAGCGCCUUCGCCAUGAAGUUUCAGUGCGUGGAAAGCAGCUGGGCUGGUCUGAAAAAGUGGCCAGGUCCCACUUCGCCAGGAACAUGCGGAGGAUCGUCACGGAGCUGUACAUCCGGGACAACUGCCACCCCUUCAAAGCCACCCUGCUGCUGUGGGUGCAGGUGCCCAUGUGGGUGUGCGUGUCCCUGGCUCUGCGCAACUGCAGCGUUGGUGCCCUGGGCUCUGCAGUGCAAGAACAGUUUUCCUCAGGAGGAGCACUGUGGUUCACAGACCUCACGGCACCUGAUUCCACGUGGAUUUUGCCAGUGUCCCUGGGGCUGGUGAAUUUGCUGGUGGUGGAGAUCUUUGCUUCCCAAACAAAAAUGCCAGUUUCGCGGAUCCGGAAGAUUGUCAUGAACUUCUUCCGCACGGUGUCCGUGGUGAUGAUCCCUAUUGCUGCCACAGUGCCCUCUUCCAUGGCGCUGUACUGGCUGUCCUCGAGCCUCGUGGGCCUGUCCCACAACCUCCUGCUGCGCUCUCCCGCCUUCCGCCGCCUCUGCCGCAUCCCCCGGACCGCGUCCGACUCGGACACGCCCUACAGGGACAUGGUGGCUGCCGUGGCCACCAGGUACAGCCUGAGGAGACAGCGCCACUGAGCUCCAGGAAGGGCUGCCUUGGGGGUGAAGUGCUGCUGGUUUAGUCACAUGUACUUAUCUGCUGUAUAUUUAUUUUCCAAAUAAAAUGCUGGCUGGCCACGAGGAAGGA
Passer montanus (Eurasian tree sparrow) is the source of this 963-nucleotide messenger RNA. Its product is annotated as cytochrome c oxidase assembly protein COX18, mitochondrial. Gene Ontology annotation, cellular component: mitochondrial inner membrane. Lineage: Eukaryota; Metazoa; Chordata; Aves; Passeriformes; Passeridae. The coding region runs from base 303 to 854 and encodes 183 amino acids. Gene Ontology annotation, molecular function: membrane insertase activity. The record is from RefSeq and is a predicted model, not a curated record. Gene Ontology annotation, biological process: protein insertion into mitochondrial inner membrane from matrix; mitochondrial respiratory chain complex IV assembly. The transcript has 6 exons.